Adelges cooleyi (spruce gall adelgid) is the source of this 2289-nucleotide messenger RNA. RefSeq names its product cytochrome P450 4C1-like. Bases 380 to 1906 code for a protein of 508 amino acids. The transcript is spliced from 10 exons. Gene Ontology annotation, molecular function: oxidoreductase activity, acting on paired donors, with incorporation or reduction of molecular oxygen; monooxygenase activity; heme binding. The record is from RefSeq and is a predicted model, not a curated record. Lineage: Eukaryota; Metazoa; Arthropoda; Insecta; Hemiptera; Adelgidae.
CGUGCAAACCGGAUCGCACCAUAUCGGCGGAGAAUGUCAUAGCAGCGCGUGAUACCGAAUUAUAAAAAUUAACAAUAACAACAAUAUUAAUAAUAAAAUAUUGUACCUACACAUCGGUUAUUACUUGUUAUCCGUCGUUAUCGAGCCGUUCCCGGUCGUGUUCCGUGAGACUCGUCGGGCCGCGUUUGACGGUGGUGUUUGAAGAAUUAUUACACAUAUAUAUAUUUUUUUUUUGAAAGUUACGUUAAAAAAAAUUGUUUUUUUUUAUUAUUUAUAUUAUAUGAGAAUUCAUUUUACCGUUUUUUUGCACUCGAGCACCCGUAACUAUUGAAAUCAAUUACCUAUAAAUUACGGUUUUUGCACUCGAGUCGUCGGCAACAUGACCGUCGGUACGGUCGUCCUGGUGUGUGCGGCCGUCGCGCUGCUCGUGCUGCUCGCCAGGAGACGGCUCAAGUUCGUCUCGGCUUUCCGCGACAUACCCGGACCGCCGUCGGUACCUUUCUUCGGUAACGCUCUGCAGCUUAACGGUUCGCCGUCCGACUUCUUCAGACUCCUGAGGGAAUGGCAUUUGAAAUUUGGCGAGACCUAUCAGCUGUGGAUUGGACUACGGCCGUUCCUUUCCAUUUCGGACGCAGAUCAAAUUCUGCAAAUCCUCAGUUCGCCGACACAUAUACACAAAAGUCUGGAGUACGAUCUAUUACAUCCGUUUAUCGGUACCGGACUAGUCACCAGUGCAGGAUCUAAAUGGCACGGCAGAAGGAAGUUGUUGACGCCAACUUUUCACUUUAACAUACUCGAAGAGUUUCUACCACCAAUCGUGCGUCAAAGCAAAAUUUUGGCGCUCAUGUUGAAAAAAGAGGUAGCUAAGGAGUCCGGAUUUGACAUAACACCUUACGCUAAGUUGGCCGCCCUGGACAUUAUAGGCAACACAGCAAUGGGAUGCGAAAUCAAUUCGCAGGAAAAUUCGGAUAGCGAUUACGUCAAAGCUCUGGACGAAGUGACCUAUAUAAUGCAAAAACGAUUUAUUACACCGUGGCUGAAACCCAAUAUAAUAUUCAACUCGACACGACUCGGCAAAAGAUUAAAACAUUGCAUAAAUAUCAUACACACGUUUACCAAAAAGGUAAUCCAAGACCGAAAGGAAAAUUUGAAAUCCUCUACUGCCGAUCAACACGUGUCUGACGCAAAUAAAAACGAAAUUUACAAAAAACGACCUAAAGCUCUGUUGGACCUGUUGAUCGACGUGUCGGACAAUGGCAAAGUGCUGAGCGACGAAGACAUUCAAGAGGAAGUAGACACGUUUAUGUUUGCGGGUGUGGACACAUCGUCGACGACACUAUCGUGGGCCAUGUACGUGCUAGGCAAACACCCGGAAGCCCAAGAACAGAUAUUGACCGAACUCGAUGAAAAACUGCCGAAUUUCGGAGACGAGGAAUUGUCAGUGAGGGACUUGUCUAAGCUCGAAUACCUAGACAGGGCUAUCAGAGAGGUGCUCCGGCUAUACCCAGCUGUCCCCCUGAUCGGUCGACAAAUAUACGAACCACUGACAAUAGGUGACCUUACAAUAAUGCCGGGUACAUCGGUCAUGAUAAACACGUAUGCUUUACACAGAAGUAAGAAACAUUUCGACAGCCCCGACAAAUUCGAUCCAGACAGAUUUUUGGCGGACAACAAACAUGACAGGCAUCCGUUCGCUUUUUUGCCAUUCAGUGCAGGCCCAAGAAAUUGCAUAGGCCAACGGUUCGCCAUUAUCGUGCUGAAGGUGGCGAUCGCGACCAUUUUGAAAUCUUACAAGAUUAAAUCUCUGGACCCUGAACAAGACCUGGGACUGGUGGGCGAAAUAGUUUUGCGAGCUGAGCACGGUAUCAACAUAACCGUCGAAGAACGGACGUGUAUAUUGACAUAGGACCUACCUCGUAUUAUUACAUUUACUUGCACCUCUAGACUCUAGUAGUAGUACAUACACUUCCACCUUCAUUUUUUUUAAUUUUAUUAUUAAUAUUUCUAUUUAAAAUCCAUUUUAGUUGUUAAGCCAUUGUACGAUUACCUAUUUUUUUAUUUUUUAUUUUUUUUUAUUUGUAUUUAUUUAUUUUUUUUGUACGUUUGACAGUGGACGUGUUUCGUUGCUAUUAACUAUUAGGUUUUUUUAUUUUUAUUAUUGUAUACGUUUUAUAUUUUAACAUUAAUGUCUUUUAUACUUGAUUACAAUUUUUACUUUUAUUAUUAGUUAUUACCUAUAAUUGUGAUUUGCAAAUUCGAUGAAUUACAUAUGCACGCACGCGUGUAUGU